AUGCCACGCGGUCCUGAAGCAGGAUACUGCUGCCUGACCAGGGACUCCAACAUGCCCAACAGCAGAGAUGCCCAGCAGCAAGGUGCCUCGGGGACCACCCAAAACAACUCCCAAACCAGCUCCUUAAUUGAUGGGCGAACGCUCCCCAAAGAGUCCUCAACUCAUGGCCUUGAGUUCUCAGCUCCAGAGAAGGCCUCACCGCCAGAUGCCGCAGAGGAAACACUCUGGACAGCUCGGGCAGAUGGAAGAGUGCGCCUGCGCCGGGAACCCUUUUGCACGCAGCCUCCGUAUACGGUGCACCGGAUGUUCUAUGAGGCCCUGGAUAAGUACGGAAGCCUCAGUGCUCUGGGCGUCAAGCGCAGAAACAAGUGGGAGCGCAUCUCUUACUACCAGUACUACGAGAUUGCCCGCAAAGUCGCCAGGGGCUUCCUGAAGCUUGGCCUAGAGCGAGCCCACAGCGUGGGGAUCCUCGGCUUCAACUCCCCAGAGUGGUUCUUCUCUGCGGUGGGCACAGUGUUCGCAGGGGGCAUUGUCACGGGCAUUUACACCACUAGCUCCCUUGAAGCCUGCCAGUACAUCGCCCACGACUGCCGUGCCAACGUCAUUGUGGUUGACACACAGAAGCAGCUGGAGAAGAUACUGAAGAUCUGGAAAGACUUGCCACAUCUAAAAGCAGUGGUGAUAUACCAAGAUCCCCUUCCAAAGAAGAUGGCCAACGUGUACACGAUGGAAGAACUCAUAGAACUGGGGCAAGAAGUGCCCGAGGAGGCCCUAGACACCAUCAUUGACACCCAGCAGCCCAACCAGUGUUGCGUGCUGGUCUACACAUCCGGCACCACCGGAAACCCCAAGGGCGUGAUGUUGAGUCAAGACAAUAUCACAUGGACGGCCCGGUUUGGCAGUCAGGCUGGGGACAUCCAGCCAGCAGAAGUCCAGCAGGAGGUUGUCGUCAGCUACUUGCCUCUCAGCCACAUUGCUGCCCAGAUCUACGACCUGUGGACCGGCAUCCAGUGGGGAGCCCAGGUCUGCUUUGCAGAUCCCGAUGCCCUAAAGGGGAGCCUGGUGAACACACUGCGGGAGGUGGAGCCCACAUCCCACAUGGGGGUGCCUCGUGUGUGGGAGAAGAUCAUGGAAGGGAUCCAGGAGGUGGCAGCACAGUCUGGCUUCAUCCGGCGCAAGAUGCUGCUAUGGGCCAUGUCCGUGACCUUGGAACAGAACCUCACUUGCCCUAGCGAUGACCUGAAGCCCUUCACAAGCAGACUGGCGGAUUACCUAGUAUUAGCCAAGGUCCGUCAGGCUCUGGGCUUUGCCAAGUGUCAGAAGAACUUCUAUGGAGCAGCCCCCAUGACUGCAGAGACACAGCGCUUCUUUCUGGGCCUUAACAUCCGCCUGUACGCAGGCUAUGGCCUCAGCGAGAGCACAGGCCCCCACUUCAUGUCGAGCCCCUACAACUACCGACUGUACAGCUCUGGCAAGCUGAUCCCUGGCUGCCGGGUGAAGCUGGUGAAUCAGGAUGCCAACGGCAUUGGUGAGAUCUGCCUGUGGGGCCGCACCAUCUUCAUGGGCUAUCUGAACAUGGAGGACAGAACAUGUGAGGCCAUUGACUCGGAAGGCUGGCUACACACGGGUGACAUGGGCCGUCUGGAUUCUGAUGGCUUCCUCUACAUCACUGGGCGCCUCAAAGAAUUAAUCAUCACUGCGGGUGGGGAAAAUGUGCCCCCGGUGCCCAUUGAGGAGGCCGUGAAGACAGAGCUGCCCAUCAUCAGUAGUGCCAUGCUGAUAGGGGACCAGAGGAAGUUCCUGUCCAUGCUGCUGACUCUGAAGUGCACGCUGGACCCAGAGACAUCUGAGCCAACAGACAACCUGACGGAGCAAGCUGUGGAGUUCUGCCAGAGGGUGGGCAGCAGGGCCAGCACCAUAUCCGAGAUUGUGGGGCCGAGAGAUGAGGCUGUGUACCAGGCCAUCCAGGAAGGGAUCCAGAGGGUGAACGCGAAUGCGGCAGCCCGGCCCUACCACAUCCAGAAGUGGGCCAUUCUCAAACGUGACUUCUCCAUCUCCGGUGGAGAACUGGGCCCCACCAUGAAACUGAAACGGCUCACGGUUCUGGAGAAGUACAAAGAUAUCAUCGAUUCCUUUUAUCAAGAGCAGAAACAGUAG
Molecule: messenger RNA, 2157 nt
Organism: Arvicola amphibius (Eurasian water vole)
Lineage: Eukaryota; Metazoa; Chordata; Mammalia; Rodentia; Cricetidae
Gene: Acsbg1
Product: acyl-CoA synthetase bubblegum family member 1
Exons: 14
Coding region: 1-2157 (718 amino acids)
Cellular component (GO): endoplasmic reticulum; membrane
Molecular function (GO): long-chain fatty acid-CoA ligase activity
Source: RefSeq, a predicted model, not a curated record